Molecule: messenger RNA, 3142 nt
Organism: Aspergillus caelatus
Lineage: Eukaryota; Fungi; Ascomycota; Eurotiomycetes; Eurotiales; Aspergillaceae
Product: arrestin family protein
Exons: 3
Coding region: 215-2674 (819 amino acids)
Biological process (GO): ubiquitin-dependent endocytosis
Cellular component (GO): cytosol; cytoplasm
Molecular function (GO): ubiquitin protein ligase binding; protein-macromolecule adaptor activity
Source: RefSeq, a predicted model, not a curated record
AAUCCAGUGUUUCUCUUUCUUCAGCCCUGCUUCGCUUCCUUUCUUUUGAAACUGCCUUAGAAAAGUGAGGCUCGUUUCAGUUUAGCCCCAUCUCUCCCUUCCUUUUCCGUUUUCAUUUAAAAAGCACUGAGACGUCGAUGAUCCGAAAUUGUUUCUUCCUUUGAAAAUAAAAAUUUUUCCAAAUCAAUUAUGCAUUGAAUUGGUAUCUUUCACGAUGACAACCGCUCAUAUUACUCCUCUGCAGCAGGACCUUUCGGCAUCGGUCACAACCACAAGCCCGGUCGCCCAAAUACAUUGCAGUGCCCCGGAAUCUUUAUCGUCCGGUCAUACAAGUGCUAGCGCGGAACAUCGUCGGUCAGUCGACCCAUCGGCCGUCGUUGGCGCCAAUUUCCCCAAACAGACCAAUCGCCGCGCUUCAAUUUUUAGGAAGUUGGCGGGUCCACGCGAGAACGCAAAGCGUUUCCUCCGCCUGGGGGGUUCCGUCCGCGCCCAGUCGCCACCAUCGAUCCGCUCGAUGUCCCGUACACAGCGUCCUCGUCCGGUCUCCGAGAUCGUAUUGUCUCGCGAAGAUGCACGAAUGCUCGCCUCUGCUAGUUUAGGAGCCGGUCUAGGAACGGGUAGAAUGCGCUCCCACUCCUCUUCUACCGGAUCGGUAAAUCAGUCCUCUGCGGGGUCCGUAACGAGUGCGCCAUCAUCGGACUCAAUGGGGCCAUUUCCGACGCUACGUCACGAGAAAAUUGUUGCAACAGGAAGUGGUAUCACAGUGGGUAUUGCCCUCACGGAGCCUGUGAUAUACCUGCAGGGAUACGACCAGAAUGACCCAAGCACAAAGAAAUCAGCCAUUUUACGUGGCCAGUUGCAUCUCAAGGUCACCAAAAGCGUUAAGAUUAAGAAGAUAUCGAUCUGCUUCCGUGGACAUGCACAAACCGAUUGGCCCGAAGGAAUACCACCUAAAAAGGUACAUUACCAUGAUAAGAAGGACCUGGUCACCCAUUGUAUGAUAUAUUUCAAUCACGGUGAUUCGGUUCUGACGCCGAACGACUACGGAGCAAACUUUUAUCAGCAUGCUAAACCAGUGACCUCCGUUACUGGAAAGGAUGGUAGCCCAGUAACUGUUACUCGCGAAAUCUUCUCGAAAUCUGGAUCCUCAACCUCUCUCAGUAAUGGUCAGCCUACGAGUAAGGAGCUAAAACGCCUUUCUCUUCAAUCCAAUCACUCUCGCAGCUUCGGGAAGAACGAUCCUCCCCCUAGCGCAGUCGCCCAUCCACAGCGCAACUACCGCAUGUUUCCUGUCGGUGAUUACUUGUAUAGUUUCGAGUUCCCGAUCGAUGGCUCCCUGCCAGAGACUAUCAAGACAGAUCUGGGAUAUGUCCGGUAUGAUUUGGAAGCCAUCGUGGAACGAUCAGGCGCGUUUCGACCCAAUCUCCUAGGUAAUCUUGAAGUGCCGGUCAUUCGCACGCCGGCGGAGGGCUCCUUGGAACAGGUCGAGCCGAUCGCUAUUUCUCGCAACUGGGAAGACCAAUUGCACUACGACAUCGUUAUCUCAGGGAAAUCCUUCCCCUUAGGCAGCCAGGUCCCCAUUGCAUUUAAAUUAACCCCGCUAGCCAAAGUCGAAUGCCACCGGAUUAAAGUCUACGUAACGGAAAACAUACAGCAUUGGACGGCAGACAAGAGCGUCCACCGCUUUCAGCCGGCCAAGAAGGUGCUACUGUUUGAGAAACGAGCUGAUUCAGCUAGCACGAGUACGUACCCAGGCAGCUCAAUGCGCGUCACAGCAGGUGGUGGCAUUGACUGGGAUCAUCGCGCUGCUGCUGCGAGGGGCGAUGAAGUUGUGGACCGGAACCGGACAAAUCUUUUGGGAAAUUUAGCCAGCGAUUCCGGCGUCGGUCCGACCGAAAUGGAGUUUAAUGUUCAGCUCCCGAGCUGCUAUGAGAUGAAAAAUCGGGAUGAGUCUCACAGGCUACACUUCGACACAACGUACGAAAACAUACAGAUUAACCAUUGGAUCAAGAUUGUCCUUCGUCUCUCUAAGGUGGAUGAAAGAGAUCCGAGUAAGCGAAGACAUUUCGAGAUCUCUAUCGAUUCUCCAUUCCACCUACUUUCGUGCAAGGCCACACAGGCCAACAUUUAUCUCCCAGCGUAUACCUCGCCAAAUUCGGAUCCUGCGCCGCCUGCCCAGGAAUACGAAUGUGGGUGUCCAGGAGCCGCCGCGCUCAAUAGAGCCAGCAGCUCGACCGGCCGCUCUCCGACUUCCGAAGCAGAGGAGCCGCCGACUGGUAGAGCAGUUUACCGUAGUUUUACGAAUGGCUCUGGCGGCUUGGCACGACCUCCUCAAGCGCAUUUGGCACAUGAGCCAAGCGACCGUGCAGAUGAGCCUCCACCGCGUCCUAUGCAUCUUCUCCGCACCCCGUCAUUUGCUCCACCCGCGUUCGAAGAUGUUCCGCCACCGCCACCUCUCAUAACACCACCCCCUGAAUACACUUCUAUUGUCGGCAACAACGACCGGGAGACGGUGCUGGAGGACUAUUUUUCCCGGCUGUCGUGCUAUGAGGAAACUGCCGAUGACCCACGGGGUCUCGGACGGGUUGAUGUGCCUCUGACCCCUGGAGGGCGGGUGAACCGGAGUAUGGACGUCCCACGGGAGUGGGUUCGCUUGGAUCAGUCAGCCGUCUAAGCCGUUAGAUGGCGCUCGGCUAGAUGUCAGUCACGGAGUUACGAUAUCAUGAAUUAAAUGUAUUCUUUUCAUCUUGAAGGGGGUCCCCAGGUGCUUGAUGUUACACCGGAAAACUCCCCUUGACGGUAUCAUACGAUUAGCGCUGUACGCUGAUGGAUUAUAUUUGUUAUAAAUCGGGUUUACAGGGUUACAAGGCGCAGAAGGACAAGGAUGAUGGCCGGCGCUGGAAUAAGGAGGGCAUCAUCAUGAGCGAACUUGAUUUUCUUGGAUUUUCUUUUCUAUGCUAUACAUCUCUCGAGUUCGUUAUGUCUAUGGCUCUCAAACAUAUUUGAACUAGCGAUUGAUGCAAUUCGUUUCAUAAAUUUAUAUGUUAUUCAAGUAUAUAGACCGCUGUUUCAUCAUCAUUUAGAUCGUGUAAGUACAUAUGAACGCACUUCGACUACCCAUCGCCUCCAACAGCAAAUCUAC